This is a messenger RNA of Cucumis melo (muskmelon), 1242 nucleotides long. RefSeq lists its product as uncharacterized. The record is from RefSeq and is a predicted model, not a curated record. Bases 86 to 1003 code for a protein of 305 amino acids. NCBI's taxonomy places the organism in Eukaryota, Viridiplantae, Streptophyta, Magnoliopsida, Cucurbitales, Cucurbitaceae. The transcript has 4 exons.
GUAUGGUGGCACCAACUUCAAGUAAAGCGGUGGGUUACAGUGCGUGAGAGAGAGAGAGAGAGAGAGAGAGAUAGAGGGGUGAGUAAUGAGCGACCUCUCCUCCAUUGAAGCUCCAACUGAAAAACACUACCACCAUUACAGCGCCUGCAACCCCAUUCCUUCUCCCGCUCUUUACAUUCUCAUUCCCCUUUUUAUUUUGGGCUUUUCCGUUUCCAUUUUCGUCCUUGUUGUCGUUCACAACGCCUUCUUCUUCAUUUCUCUUCUCUUUCUAUCCAUCUUCCUCUCUACUUUUGCCCUCUGGAAUAGCCUCAACUUCUCCUCCAAAACCGCCAUUCUCUCAUUUCUUCACUCCCUUCCUGACUCCGACCUCACAAUUGCUCGAGAAGGUCAACUCGUUAAGAUUUCAGGGUUUGCUUCGUGCGGAACGGUGUCUCUGGAAUCAUCCUAUGAAAAAGCUGCUGGAUGUGUUUAUGCAUCAACCUCUUUAUAUGAAUAUAGAGGAAUGCCUCUGAUUUUUCAAAAGAUAACUCAACCUUACUGUGGUUGGAGGUUAGUAUAUAGUGAGAGGUUUUCCACUGACUUCUACAUAACUGAUAGAAAAACUGGUAUUAGAGCUAUGGUAAGGGCCGGCCCCGGUAGUAAACUAGUUCCUCUUAUUAUUGAGAGCAAGCUUGUUAAUACUACAAGACACCGGAAAAUUCUGUCUCCUUCCUUGAGAAAAUGGCUGAGAGAAAAAAACAUUUCUACUGAAGCCCGAAUGCUUCGACUUGAAGAAGGAUAUGUUCAAGAAGGCAGCUUUGUAUCUGUAUUGGGAAUGUUGCAUAGGAAUAACGGUCAAAUAACAAUAGUUCAACCUCCUGAUGUAAUCUCGACUGGAUGUGUAUGGCGGAAACUUCUUCUUCCCAUUUACAUUGAUGGAGUAGUUCUUGGGGUUUCACAAACUACUGGCCCUUCACUCGGUCCAGGAUCGUUAUGUCACCAAGAACAGUUUGCUGACAUAUGAAGCUUAAAUAGUAUUUCGUAGAUGGAAAUUUUUUAGAUGAAGGCCAAGUCCAUUAGCAUCCCUAACCUUUUGCUUAUCAUGAGUAACUUUAAUCGUCUUUUAGUUCAUCUAUCUCUGUCCCUUCAGUUUCCGGAGUUACAUUUGCGCAUGUCCAUAGGUUUCUGUUAACUUCAAAUUCUACUUGAAUGUACAUUGAUUAAUUUUAUGGAAAUCAACCAUCGGCGCUUUAACCAGCCAAA